GAAAUGUAACAUUGCUUCAUUAUUUGACAGAGAAGUAUGCAUUGUUCUUCAGGUUUCUAUAAUGGGACUGCUUUGAAUACAAGUUGUUCAGUCCUGUUGUAAGUAAAGGAGAAAACCUGGUAGAUUGUCUCUUUAAAUCAGAUCUGCAGUGUUGAAGGAGCCUUUAGCAGGCAUGGAAAGAACCAUUCGUUGCUCUGCAGUAGGGAACAUGACCAGAUAGACUGGAACAGGCAGUCAGUAAAAAUGUUCUUUCUUUAUCAUGCACUAUAUUAAAACCAUUCCCAUGGUUACGUCUCCAGCUUUUCUUGGUAGCUUCCAGUUUGUUGGAAAAGACAGUCAUGCUGUAUUCUUUAUGAAGGAGUUUUAAAAAAUACUGAAGAAGACCUUGUUGUGACUCGCAUUUUAAUUUUUCUUCUUUUUAUUGUGCACGGCUCUGAAGCAGCAGCUUCAUUUCAUCUGCCACAGACUGUGUCUGCUGGGUCUUCAACCUUGAUAUCUGUUGAUAACUCUCUUGGCAAGGUACAGUUUAUUGUCCUCUGGAAUGGGUAACUAUUUCCCAGGACUGGAAAGUCAUAAUUUGCAGGAGAUGGAAAAUGCUGGGAUGUUGGCAUGCCAUUUGUUUCUAUCCCACUAGAUGAUUACAGCUCUGGGACACCAGCAAACCUACCACUGCUAACCUAACUUGCUUAGUGCUGGGUAUUUACCUAUAACACACUUUUGGGAUUUUGAUCUUCUAGAUGGACAAAACGGUCAGUGGGCAAAGCGGUGCCACAGAAAUCUUGUUGGAAUAACCUUACUAUCUGUGCAUACAACACUGUAAAGUCUGAGUUCUAAUGGAUCUGAAGACUGUGCUCUCCUUCCCUCAGUACCCUGGGGAGUUUCUGCACCCCGUGGUUUAUGCAUGUACCGCCGUGAUGCUGCUGUGUCUAUUAGCCUCGAUUAUAACCUACAUUGUACACCACAGCACAAUCCGAAUUAGUAGAAAAGGAUGGCAUAUGUUGCUCAACUUCUGUUUCCAUACCGCCCUAACCUUCGCUGUGUUUGCAGGAGGCAUCAACAGAGUAAAAUAUCCAAUCAUCUGUCAGUCAGUUGGAAUCGUAUUGCACUAUUCUACACUGUCCACUCUGCUUUGGCUUGGGGUAACUGCACGGAAUAUCUACAACCUGGUUGCAAAAAAAACUCAGCAGUAUCAAGAUGGUGACCAACCACCACAGCGCAGACGAACCAUGCUGAAGUUUUAUCUGCUAAGUGGUGGGGUCCCCUUAAUUAUUUGUGGAGUAACAGCAGGAAUAAACCUGAACAAUUAUGGAAGUGAAGACGAUGCACCUUAUUGCUGGAUGGCAUGGCAGCCCAGUCUUGGAGCAUUCUAUGGCCCGCUCGCAUUCAUCGUUUUAGUCAUUUGUAUUUACUUCCUUGGAACAUUCGUGCAGCUUAAGCGACAUCCUGAACGAAAAUAUGAACUAAAAGAAAGGACAGAAGAACAUCAAAGGUUGUCAGGCACAGAGGUAGGACACAGCCACAUAACAGACUCGGGGUCUGUUUCCCAAGCAUGUUCGGUCAUAACUGCUUCAAUGCUAGCAAAUGAACAUUCCUUCAAGGCGCAGCUGCGGGCUGCAGCAUUCACAUUGUUUCUCUUCCUUGCGACUUGGACCUUCGGCGCACUUUCGGUAUCACAAGGACAUUUUUUGGAUAUGAUCUUCAGCUGCUUGUACGGAGCAUUUUGCGUGACUUUAGGACUGUUUAUUCUCAUCCACCACUGUGCAAAACGAGAUGAUGUGUGGCACUGUUGGUGGUCCUGUUGCCCUUCUAAAAAGAAAACCUGCUCCAUGCAAGGUGCCACACAGCCAAAGGUAAAUGCUAAUGGUGAUGUACAGACUCAUGUACAGUGCCUAGAGGAUGAUUCUUGCCCUAGUAACACAUCUAUCUUUAAUCAGCCUAGCACAGCACAUUGCAAAAUGACUAACCUACAAGUUACCCAAAAUCAUGUCAACUGCCUUUCACCAGUUACUCCAUGCUGUGCAAAAAUGCACUGUGAUCAACUUAUUGAAGAUGAGCCCCAUAUGCACAUACAUACUGAAGGGCCCUUUAGACCCAACGUGCAUGUUCACAGAUGUCUGAAAAGCAGAACUAAACCAAGACCUUUCUGUCGACAUAGGUCAUCAGCAGAACGCGAAUAUGCUUACCACAUUCCUUCUAGUGUAGAUGGGAGCAACACCAGUUCCCAUACAGACAGUCCACUCAGUGCCCAUGACUGCCACCUGGGGCACAGGAGAGCUUGUUGUGGGUGUGCAAAAAGUGAUCCAUUUUCUACUGGUAGUCAACCAGAGAAUAGUGAAGCAAAUACUGCAUGUACUAGCAUGGGAGAGAGAGACCCUUUACAGCCCACUGCUCAUUUUGAGAUGCAUCCACGGAGACAGUCAUGUCCGUUUAAUACAACAAAUCCUAAUGGAAUACCUAAAGGGGCCUUGCAUGAAGCCAUUGUAUACAGUUCUGAUAAUACAUGUAAUAUAAAAACCGGACCUUGGAAGAAUGAAACUACUGUAUAGGAUACAGAGUUUUAACACAUUAUGGAAAGUACCAUUAUAAAAAGCUUUUUAAAAACUGUAAAAAUGUUCAUGUUAUUUGUGUGUACAACACAUCUGCCAAAUAUAAAGUGUGAGUUCAUCAUCCUUAUUGCAUUUCAGUUAGAAACCAUUUAAAAGACUGAAAGUGUAAAGUGUUGGGCUAAUACAUUGUAUUAAAAUAGAAGUUAUUUUUAUAAAAAAUGUAUUGCAAGUGUUGAAAGGAAAUAUUUCUACUGUCAAACUAGAAAAAAAUCUAUUUAAGAGGCAGUAUCCCUUUCUUAUAAAUGGGCAAAGCAUUUAUAAAUUUGUUCUUUUUUGGUUUACUUGCCCACUUUGUUAUAUUGUAUUUUGGGCACUGAUUAUGUGAAUCUAUUUAUAUGUAUACUAAGCAUUUUCUGCAUCUAUGAUUAUUUUUCUGAUCACAAAAUAUAAAUAAUAAACUGUGAAUUUUAAUAACACUAUUGAGUAUUACAAUUUUUAUAGAUUCUUCAUUUAGACUUUUUUAAACAGUUUAAAGAGAUACUGCCUCUAAAUGUCUACUGUGGCAUAUGACAUGUAAAAUCACACCCAAAAAGUAGUCUGUUUGUCUUCUACUUGUUAAAAAAAGAGUACUGAUUAAUGUCACUGUUACAUCAAUGGUGCUGUAUCGGUAGUAUCUUGCAUGACAUACGUCAGGUUACACCAUUUGUUGCUUUCUUGUGCUACAUGUUACAACAAACAUACAAUUUCCUCUUGAUAUUAGUGUCAGAGCAUUAGGAAGCUAAAUGUAUCCUGGAUCCACUAUGUAGGUGGGCACAGACGUCUUUGUACAAGGCUUAUAAGCAAAGGAAAUAUCUCUUGUGCGACACUGUGCAGUGUUAAAAAAUGGACUUCACUUUUUCACUUUUUUUUUGGUUGUUUUCUUUUCACAUUUCUUAUAAUAACCUGCAAACGCUGUUCUAAAUUUCACAGACAUGCGUUUUUUCAUUAACACUUUGAAGACUACUAAAUAUUGUUAAGCAUUGAACAAUUAUGGUUUUACUGCAUUUUAAGAAGAAAUGUUGCACAACAGAAAAGAGUCAUUAAUUGCCACUGAUUAAAACUGCGCAGAAAGACUAGGUGCACUUUUGUGCUGGAUAAUCCGUAGCUGUAUCCUUUUGCUAUGCUUAAGCAGUAUAAACAUGACAGUAAGAUGCAGGAAUUUACAGAAAGGGAGGGGCUACAUGGACAAGCACAUGACUCAUCUGCUAUAUGUGAUUCACAAAAAUGAUAAAAUAAGUUGAUAAAAAUAUAUUUAAAAAUUAAAAACUUAGAAUAAUGUAGAGUUUUCUUAAAGGUCUGUUGAGUAUAUAGUAGUUUUCAAAUUAGUUAAGAAAAUCUACACCAAUAUUCAAAGAAAAGGAACACACUGCAGCAUGUUUCCUAAUAGGAAGGUUUCUUUAGUCAGUUUUGAGCGCUACAAAGGAACAGAUUAAAACACUUCCAAUGACAUUCAAAAAGAACAAGUCUGUGGAUAUCUUUGGGUGGCAUGAUGCCAGGGAAUCUUCUUGAGCUAGGCUUAUAAUGGCUCCAGGGGCGUUAGCCUAGUACACACUUAUGAACCUAUACCCAAUACUGAAAAAGCCUGAGUCUCUUACUAUCACUUUGAUACCAUCACUGCUUGUUAAAUGAUUCCGCUCUAAUUAAAGAUGCACUUGAUUAAAACAGAGUAUACCCACUGAUUAUCAGCCAUCCACUCAUCUACUCUAUAGAGUCUACGUAACAUUUAACAACAUGCUGUAUUCAAUAACUUUCAUGGAAGUUUUUAAUUAGUUUUUAAUACAAUACAACAAUAUGAUGAAUGUAAUUACUGAAUUACUGUUAAUUUUUUUACAUCCGUUGCAUCCCUUGAAGAUCAUAUUUGUGGCAUAUUUUUGAUACUUUCAAAAAACAAAAAAACACAUACUUUGUUCUGCACAUUUUGUAAAAUUGCUUACAAAAAACAAAAAUACAUACUUUUUCCAGCAAUUUGUAAAAGUGCUUAAACAAGAGAGGAAAGUGCCAUUCUUGGUAUGCUGCAUUACCCCAUCAGUAUUCCCUUCUUCAGACAAAACGUUGUGUAGCUUUCCUCUGUUUAUUCCAUUGUAGAAGCUGUGGUUAUUCAUAGUACCACAGACGAAUCUACUGCAUAAAAUUCUAACACUCUACUAACCUAUGCAAGAUGUUACAAUUAGCGGUCUUGAAAAACUCUACGUAUUUAAUGGUCAAAGCCCAUCUCUGGGCAAUAAUAUUUAUCUGUCAUCCAUAAAAUAUUGUUUGAUAUAUCUCAGAAUACUCUCUUGCUCUGGGUCCAUGUAUUCUUGAUUUAUUCUAGGACUUUGAAAUAAAAAUAAAAAAAGUCCCAACACAAAUGUGGUUCCAC
This is a messenger RNA of Protopterus annectens (West African lungfish), 4944 nucleotides long. It is a transcript of the gene ADGRA1, whose product is annotated as adhesion G protein-coupled receptor A1. The transcript has 7 exons. The coding region runs from base 834 to 2546 and encodes 570 amino acids. The record is from RefSeq and is a predicted model, not a curated record. Gene Ontology annotation, molecular function: G protein-coupled receptor activity. Gene Ontology annotation, biological process: cell surface receptor signaling pathway; G protein-coupled receptor signaling pathway. Gene Ontology annotation, cellular component: glutamatergic synapse; postsynaptic density; plasma membrane. Lineage: Eukaryota; Metazoa; Chordata; Ceratodontiformes; Protopteridae.